This is a messenger RNA of Fusarium sp. VM40, 1140 nucleotides long. NCBI's taxonomy places the organism in Eukaryota, Fungi, Ascomycota, Sordariomycetes, Hypocreales, Nectriaceae. The record is from the annotation of a GenBank genome assembly.
AUGGCCACACCAUACUUAUGCUCCGACGAUCGCGAUCGAGUAUAUGCGUCCCGAGGCCUCAUAAGCCCUUCAGUUGCCGAUUCGAUUGAGCCAGACUAUUCAAAGUCUGCCAAAGAGAUAUUUACUGCCGUUUGUCUCGAUCAUGUUGCACGGCAUAAUGAUCUCGAGUUUCUCAACGCUUGUAACGCUGCUACAAGUCCGAGCUGGGUAGCAGAUCUAGAGAGGCCAUUAGGUCAACUCUGUCUUGACGCCAAUGCAGCAGGCAAAUCAGCAGCUUCGGCGACUUUGAUAAAGCCGGGUGUGCUGGAAGUGGCCGGAGUAUCGUGCGACAAUAUAUGUUCCAACCCUUUAGUCUUGCCCGGGAGGAAAUUUCUCCAGCCAGACGCGGAGUUUAUACAGGCGACCGUGAAUGUUUUCCAGUCGCUUGGGGGCAAUAGUCUACUUCAUGAUGACUAUCUUGAUAAGCUGAUCUUGAUGUUAACCUACGGGGCUGUUCGAGACCAUAGCAUUGAAAAACUCCAACCUGUCUCAAGCUCCUCCUUAUUCUCGCUAGAGGACUGGCGGAAGAAGAUACGAGAAUGGUUAAGCGGCACUUUUGACGAAGAAACAUAUAUAAAGAACUUCCGGGAAACCGAUAGUGAAUUCCUUCGAACAUUACCGGUAGGAAACACAGCAACCGGUUGUCUGGAGACUCUUGGCGGAAGUCUCAUUCGUGUUCCAGCAGAGAGUCGCAGUGGUGAUAUAGUGGCUGUGUUCCUCGGCUCAAAAACGGCAAUGGUUCUGCGACCACAAGCCAAACCUAAUAGCUAUCUGGUAAUUGGGCCAGCUUACCACCCUGAGUUUUGCGAAGGCCAAGCCUUUCUGGGCGACGACUUUCACGGCUGGGAUAGGCUAUGGGAGCGCCAAUGGGUCAUUUCGGCUUUCCACAAAGAGGGACAGCCCCUACGUCGAACAGAUCCGCGACUGGAUCAAGUUCCCUAUGAUGGUGAUAUCACCGGAUUCAUCACCACUGAUCACAACUUCCCGUUCUGGGGGCACUCAAAUGACCCUCAUCGGGAAGUGCUUUUUCAAGAUCCGCGUAUGUCUGAGGCAUCUUUAGUAAAGAGAGGAGUGCCAGUCCAGAGAUUUCAACUGGUAUAG